Molecule: messenger RNA, 411 nt
Organism: Ustilago hordei
Lineage: Eukaryota; Fungi; Basidiomycota; Ustilaginomycetes; Ustilaginales; Ustilaginaceae
Exons: 2
Coding region: 1-411 (136 amino acids)
Biological process (GO): ubiquitin-dependent protein catabolic process
Cellular component (GO): elongin complex
Molecular function (GO): protein-macromolecule adaptor activity
Source: RefSeq, a predicted model, not a curated record
AUGUCGGUACGUAUCAUUCUCAACCGGUUGAUCUGCGCGGGGGGGAGGGGAGCAAACGCUGACCCUUCCACCAACUCUUCUGAUGGCUACCGGUUCUUAGUAGACCAAGUCACGGUGAAAGCGAGUCCAACGAUCAAAACCAUGCUUAGCAUGGGUGAAGGCGGUGGAUUUGCCGAAGCUGAAUCUAAUACUGCUCGUUUACAGAUCAGGUACGCAACAACCCGUCUUCCUGCUCUCUUUAUUUCCGAGAUGGCCUUACUGACUUUGAAUACUGUUGAUGGAAGUAGAGGAGAAGUACUGGAGAAAGUCAUCGAAUACCUACACUUCAAAACAAAGUACGGCGCUGCAGCAGAUCUGGACAUUCCAGACUUUAAGAAUAGGAUCCCGCCGGAGAUCGCUCUCGAGCUGUAA